CACCAGAUGUCCAUCCCUUUUUUCCUCAUAUCCUUUCCCAUCAUAUAUGACACAAAAACAAAAACCUAAACCUUAAACCAGACAGUCUUAAACUUAGUCCUUCACUGCCUCCGUAAUGUCUCAAGCUAUUCGCGAGCGUGUUCCAAACGACGUCGUGGCAGACAUCCUGGGUGGUCUACCAGUGAAAUCCUUAAUCCGAUUCAGCUGCGUUUCGAAAUUUUUGAACUCCAUUAUCAGCGACCCAACCUUCAUUUCCACACACUUCAAGCUCAACCUAAACCAACCCAAAUCAUCAAUAUCCCCAAACACUCAGCCUGGUUAUUAUCUGCUAUAUAAGACUUCAUCUUCCAAAGAAUUGUGUACGGUUUUUUGCAAUAACGACGACUACACAUUGACCCAGAUUUCCAGGUUUGAAAUCCCCAAUGUUUUUGACAAGUGCAGCGAAGUUGUUGGUUUCUGUAAUGGAAUUUUCUGCCUAGCUAGUUUUGACAAAGAUCUUCAUCAUAUAUCAUAUUUGUGGAACCCAAGCAUUGGAAUGUUUAAGAAGCUUCUAGCUACUCGCUUGACCGGCGAGGAUUUUAGGAUUGUUGUUUUUGGACUUGCAUAUGAUUGUCAAAACAAUGAUUUCAAGGUUUUGAGGCUUGUGGGCUUUUUUGGAAGAGAAGCUGAGGCUGAGAUUUACAGCUUGAGGAUGGGUUCCUGGACAAAGGUUGUAAUAUCGAUGGAGUCGUUAAGAGGCUAUGAACCCAACAUUGGAACCAUUGUUGAUGUUAUGCCACCCUGUGUAUUUUGUAAUGGAGCUUUGCACUGUACGGCAUUUACUCGACAAGGUCGUUUCAUUUUGUCCUUCGACGUUAGUGAUGAGAGGUUCCGUGAGAUAAUGAUGCCUCGUGAUUUUCGUGAUGGAAUCAUUGUAAUGUUUGAACAAGUUGCGGUGUUCAAGGGAUCGCUGGCUAUUAUUGUUUUCUCUCAUAAUUUUCUCAAUCUAGGCAUUCCGGGGGGUUGCUUAUGCCACAUUUGGGUUAUGGAGGAAUAUGGUGUGGCCGAUUCUUGGACUAGAAAAUUUCUGGUGCCAUUAAGUGAUUGGGUUUGGGAACCUCUUUUUUAUGGUUGCACUGACAAUGGUGAACUUUUGAUUAAGAAUGACAGUGGGCUGGUUUCAAUUGACCCCGAGAGUCGAAAUCAGAACAUUCUUGCAAUUGAAGAUUCCAAUUGGGUGGGGUUCUCGGCUAAUUCAAUGGAGAGCUUGGUUUUACUUGAUGGGGGUAAGUAAGUGUGAAAAUUAACUUUGGCUAUUAUAUCACUUUCAGUUUUUCCAUCAUCAUUGUGAAAAUUAACUUUAGCUAUUAUAUCUUAAUUUGUAAGUUUAUUUCGUUUGGAAACUAUGUGCUUUUGAUGCUGAAACUAAGGUUGUAAUUGUUUCCACCCUUGAGUUCAAGAAAUUUCUCAGUACGAAUGGGCGAAGUUAGCUGAAUUACAUUUGAGGAUUGACAGUUGGAAGCAUUUAAUUGAAGUGAAUCUUAUUGAUUUUGUUUUC
Quercus lobata is the source of this 1537-nucleotide messenger RNA. Its product is annotated as F-box/kelch-repeat protein At3g23880-like. Lineage: Eukaryota; Viridiplantae; Streptophyta; Magnoliopsida; Fagales; Fagaceae. Gene Ontology annotation, molecular function: protein binding. The transcript has a single exon. Bases 116 to 1273 code for a protein of 385 amino acids. The record is from RefSeq and is a predicted model, not a curated record.